Ostrea edulis (European flat oyster) is the source of this 3240-nucleotide messenger RNA. RefSeq lists its product as uncharacterized. The transcript is spliced from 8 exons. NCBI's taxonomy places the organism in Eukaryota, Metazoa, Mollusca, Bivalvia, Ostreida, Ostreidae. The record is from RefSeq and is a predicted model, not a curated record. The coding region runs from base 65 to 859 and encodes 264 amino acids.
GGGUAUUUGACGUACCGCAUGCGCAAUAGCCUAGUCAGAAAUUGGGAAUUCCCUGUGAAUGUAAAUGGAUUUUCAAAUUGAAAAGGUCUGUGCAUUAAAAUGGAAAAUAUCAAUCUUCUGUACAGACAUACGAAUCCUACUCCUCUUAGUACACAUAAUUCACGGACGAGAAAAUUUCUACCCGGCUAAGUCCUGCACCGACAUCACGCUGGCACAAAUCCCAGAGGAGGUGUAUCAGAAAUGUCUAGAAAAUGACCGGGUCAUUCACUGUUUGCCAGAUGACGACGACGUGUUGGGACUUAGCUGUUUCUCUAUUGUCUGGAUAGCAAAAGGUAUGUGUCCGUAUUACAACAAGUAUCAAGGAAACCUGCAUGAGAAGCCAUGCACAGGGGAUGCUGAACUUUGCCCUCCAAAACAGUUCAAGUCUCCAUCGUCAGUCUUAUACAAAGGCUGUUACAUAAAAGAACCCACAACAACAAGAGCGACACCUACCAUAGCAACGACAACAGCCAUAGCAACGACAACACAGUCAGUGUCGACUGAAAGCAGGGAUUCAAACCAUUUAACCCAUGUACCAAUGUCUGGAAUCUCACGUAAUGAAAUCAUGUUGGAAAUGAAUUCCUGUUCCACAGAAACUGGUUUUUUGAUUUUCUUUAUCCUCACUACUGUCUUUCUCGGUAUGGUUAUCGCUGUGUUGAAGAUACAGAGAUUAAACAAGUUCUGCAGAAAUAUAGCGAAAAGCUGCAGAAAAGAACAUCCAAAAGACAAAUAUGAUGGAGAAAGUAUGAAUGGUGGAGAAAAUAUAAAUGGUGGAGAAAAUAUACCAAUGGCGGAAGGGAACAACGAUGCAAACGCUUGAAAGCAACUUGGAAUCAUUCUUUCAAAGAAAUUGAAUGCUGACUUUGGAAGUUCAUGGUAUAUCACAAGUUAUAGUUGUCAGUUAAUUCUUGCUGCAUGAUUGGGCCGUCUUUAAUCAUUUUCUCUUUACGUGUUGCGUUUCCAACAACUGGAAGAGUCGGAGAAAAGCUUGUUGAUACAUCAUAUAACGAACCUCAGUCAGUGGUAGGUGUAGAAGAUGUUACCGGUGUUGCGACUCCCCUUUAGUCAAUUUUGCCCUUUAUGGGUUCUUUACUCCUCCUCUUUGGUACAUCUUCCGGUCAGAACCCCUCUUUGACGAUUUACAUGAUCCGCUCCUGUUUGUAAUUAUAAACUUUAAUGGAGAGAGUGAAAGUGCAAGAUAACAGGCGGACACUCUGGAAAUUAUACAGCUUCUGUAGCUAUAAAUACAGAUUAUUUUAUAUGUACAUUUCUCUGUAAUGUUGUUGACCUCUUGAUAUGCAUUUAAUAUAGUAUACUAGCUAUACCAGUACAUUUAUAUGAUCUAUUUUGUGGCCACUCGAUUAUCAUUUAUAUCUGAAUAAAUCCAAUGGUCAAACGCAUAUUUAUCAAAAAACAAAUUAAAAAAAAAUCUUCAUUAAAUAGAUUUCAUCUUUUUUAUAAACAUAUUUUGACCUCUAUACAUUUGUCAUUGAUAAUAAAUCUUUAGAAAAUGUUGAUCGAGAAUUUAGGCUGUGCACUAGAAAUUUUGUCAAUAUUACCUACAAUAAGAAAUGUAUAACAAAUCUAUAACAUGAUUGUGUUAAGUUAUAGAUAACAUAAUUCUUCAUUUCUAUAAUAAUUACACUGUAUUUAAGUCAUGCAUCAUUUUAUUUCAUUUGUGCAAUUACAUACUUGUAUAUAUGUACAGCCUUUACAAUGUAGGAUACCGGUGCCCUUUAGUAUAUGAAUAUGAUAAUAUGUAUCUAUAAUGGUUUACUAUUUUCCCUGCUUUAAUUUAUUUACAUUAUUUCAUACAUGUGAACGUUCACUACAAUAUUACUAUUUUUAUGUCUCCCUUCUUUCAGGGGAAGAUAUGUUGUUUUUGUACUUUCUUUCCGUCCGUCUGUCUGUCACAAAAUCUUGUGAACGCUUCUCCUAUAUGGCUUACUGGAUAGACUUGAAACUUUGUGCAAUGCUUCAUUUCCAUUUGCAGAUGUGAAUAUUCGUGGGACAAGGGGAUCCGAUGAAUGUAAUAAAAGUAAUUGUGGAUAUAAGAAGGGUGGAGAAUGUAAAAUAGCUUGUGAACACGUCUCCUCCUAUAUGGCGUAUCUGAUAGAUUUGAAACUUUGUAAAAUGCUUCAUUGUCAUUUGUAGAUGUGCAUAAUGGAGGGACGGGGGAAUCCAAUUAUUUUCAUAAACGUUAUAGUGGAUCUAAUAGGGGUGGGGGUGUAAAAUAGCUUGUGAACACUUCUCCUAUAUAACUAAUUGGAUAGAGUUGAAACUUUGUACAGUGUUUGAUUGCCAUUUGUAGAUGUCCCAUAUUAUUGGGACAGGAGAAUCAAAUAAUUUUCAUAAAACUUAUAGUGGAUCUAAGAGGGGGAUGUUAAGAUAGCUUGUGAACGCUUCUCCUCCUAUAUGGCUUAUCUGAUAGACUUGAAAUUUUGUACAAUAAUUCAAUGUCAUUUGCAGAUGUGCAUAUUGUAGGGACAGGAGGAUCCAAUUGUUAUCCCUGAAAUUAUAGUGGAUCGGAGGGGUGCAGAGUGUAAAAUUGUUUGUAAACUCUUCUCUUUUGUGGAUUACCGGAGUUCAUAAUGUCUGUGUUCCUGCUCAUGCUUUCUCCGUACCAUGCAGUACAUUAAGAGAAGGAGGUUUCAUUUGGAGCACUUCCAAUUUGGGGAGCUGGGGAGACAUUUAUUUCUCAUAACAACAAUUUCUAGUUCAUUUCUCUGUUACUAUGAAAAUGUUCAUGAUAUGGGGAACUUAUUAAUGUUCUUCUUUUUUUUUUUUGUGCAAACAUUCAAUUUCUCAAUAUUAGCGAGCUAAGUUUGCUUUAACAUUGUAUGUUCCGAAUUUCGACUAAUGUUGUCCACCUUGUAAAAGAACUUGAAUGAUCGCACGUACGUAUGUAGGAGGUUACAUGACAUGACAUAUUUCAAUUGUUUUAACCAGAAUUAUUUGGUUUUAAAUGGGUGUUUAUGAACAACUGUCACUCGGCCAUUUCUAUUGCAUGUUCAGAAAACAAAUCAAGUAACAGUCACAUGUGUUGUGCAGACUUGCAGAGGUAAGAUCAUCGAUGGUCUUAUCUGUGUAUAGCUGUGUAGUUUGUAACUACAGUACCUUGAAAGGUGAAUAUCAAUGUCAUAACUCCUAUAACCAUAGUACCAUGCCAUCAUUGUAAGAGAAAUAAAAGUAUCAAAUACC